CACGUGUUCCGCGCGGCGGCGACUGACACAUGCGCAUUCCCUGUCCGCUUCAGCGCCGCACCCGGAGCUGCUCGACCGUUCAACGGCUGCAGUCCGCGCUCGCUGCCGUGUCCGCAGUACUCGCGACGUGUACAGUACCGCCUAGUACAGCGUCGCCGACUUAGGCGUGAUGAGUGUCCGUGGUCUUCACUGGUCCUUCGGAGAGCCGACAUCCCCGUCGGAUUCGUCUCGGGGCGAUGGGGCGAGUGGUGGCCGCCCAGGCGCGGUCUCUCCGCUUUCGGAGAUGGAGGCCGGGAACAGUGAGUGCCGCUGGUGUUACCGAGCCGACCGAUGGCACCUGGAAAACGGUGAGGGCGGCGAGGUGUCCCUGCUGUCAUCAAACUUGGAGGUAGUCCCCAUGAAGGACUUCAGCAACGAAGUGCGAGCUUCCAUGGACGUCCACCGUUUUCUCCAGGACGCCACGGUGAUUCUAGACGUCCAGGAGACGACGCUGGAAGACGUCGUCAAUGCUGUGUUGAAGAAGGUUCUGGGAAACGGCGAGCAAGCAACGACUGCUAGCGAAGCCAGACAAGCGAUAUUCGUAUCCGAACAAGUUGCCCUACCAACCAGGACUAUCCAGGGCGUUUGCAGCUACGGGAACGGGGACUUCGACUACGACCAGAGCUGGAUGUGCGUCAUGUGCUCGGUGCCCACGCUGCAGAGGAAGCGCGUGGCCGUGGCACGCCUCAAGCACCCGGCCAACAUGGGUCGAACCUGCGGAGACGUGCGGUUCCUGAUCGCGGUGCUGACACCGAGCAAGGAGAAAGGCACCAAGAACGCGCUGGAGACCGGCCGCACGUUCGCCACGCUGUUCGCCGACUCCGCGUUUCGUCGGCGGCUCUGGGAAGCGCGCUCGCCCGCGCAGUUCGCCGACGAGCUGUCCGAGCACGCUGGCCGCCUCGCUGCUGACCAGAGGGACGCCCUGGCGCCCGGCAGCUGCUCGCCGGACGCUGCGCGAGAAAGUAAGAAGCGCAAGUGCACCAUUGCCCGAGGCUUGCGUGACGAUGUCCGGCGUCGGUUGCCCUACUACAUCAGCGACUACGUCGACGGUAUCGUGGGCCCGCGAACGCUGUACAAGACGAUAUGCACCACGUUUUUCCUGUACUUCGGCUGCCUCCUACCAACCAUAGCAUUCGGAGCGUUAAACGACACUAACACACACGGCAAAAUUGACGUCAAAAAAUGCAUGGUCAGCCAGACAAUUGGCGGACUGGGCUUCGCACUCUUCAGUGGCCAACCGCUCGUCAUACUGAUGACGACUGCACCUCUCAGCCUGUACAUUAAAGUCAUCUACGACAUUAGCCAGGGCUUUGGCUUCGACUUUACCGCCAUGUACGCCUGCGUCGGGCUCUGGAACAGCUUCUUUCUCUUCGUUUACGUCAUCUUUGACGUAAGCAAGGUCAUGAAAUGGUGCACAAGGUCCACCGAAGAAAUCUUUUCGCUCUUCAUCACGAUCGCCUUCUGCGUGGACGCCGGUCGUGACGUCACCAAGGACUUCCUGCGCCACUACCUCGCGCCCGGCUGUGCCGACACCGCCUUGGCGACCGGUGGCCACCUUCCGUCCAUCGCGGCAGUCAACAACACCACCGCCAUCGGCGUUGCUGACGCGGUGUUCGCGACCUCGCACUGCCAGCGAGAGACGAGCCUUCUCUUCUUGAUGCUCGCGCUGGGCACUUGCAUGCUGGGCGUGACGCUGUACAACUUCAACAAGACCCCCUACCUGCAGACCUACCUGCGAAACCUGCUGUCCGACUACGCGCUGCCGCUGGCUGUGGUCGUGUUCAGCUUCGUCGGCUCCUUCGUGUUCAAGGACGUUGAGACCGAGCAGUUCCGGAUCACCGAGGGCUACAACUUUGAACGGGCGAGAGUCGAGUUCCUUCCGGUGUCCGGGGUCUUCGGCGCCAUGGGUCUCGGCUUCGCCCUGUCCCUGCUGUUCUUCAUGGACCAGAACAUCUCCGCCGCCAUGGUGAACAACCCGAGCAACAGGUUGCGCAAGGGCAGCGCCUACCACUUGGACCUGCUGGUUGUUGGCCUGCUCAACGCGGGCCUGUCCGUCUUCGGGUUGCCCUGGAUGCAUGGCGUGCUGCCGCACUCCCCGCUGCACGCGCGCUGCCUGGCCGACCUGGAGGAGCGCGUCGACCAGGGUCACGUGCGAGAGGUCGUGGUGCGGUCCCGCGAGACGCGCCUCACCGGCAUACUUUCGCACCUGCUCAUCGGGCUGUCGCUGCUCCUGCUCCCGUACCCGCUAUCCUACAUCCCGACCGCGGUGCUGGACGGGCUCUUCCUUUACAUGGCCGUCACUUCCCUUAUAGGCAACCAGAUGUUCGAGCGUUUCAUGCUACUGUUCACGGAGCAGGCAGCCUACCCGCCGAACCACUACAUCCGGCGCUGCCCUCAGCGGAAGAUACACCUCUUCACCUUCUGCCAGCUAGUGCAACUCGCCGUGUUGUGCUUCUUUGGAUUCGCGCCCUGGCCCUACGUACAGAUGGUCUUCCCCGUCAUCAUCCUCUUGCUCUUGCCGCUUAGGCAGAAAAUUAUCACCCUCUUUCUCGAUCGAAGAUACCUGGCAGCUUUGGACGGCAAGCACUUAUAGGACAUUGUUCGACGCAACUGCCGCUGCCAGUGUGUGUGUGAACGAGAUGAAGAACUCUCCAACCGGAAACGACACCAGUUGUAGGUCCCUUCACGCCGAAUGUGUGGCUUCUCUAGCGGUUAGUCGCAUCUCGAGCACGAUGGAGCAUCUUGACAGUGUUACAGCUCUGCAGACCGAACUGAAUGGUUCAGGUGUGAACCAGAACACCAAAGCAAGAAGCUCUGAGACCGACGCUGAAAAAGAGACAUUCCCGAUAUAAAUGGGAAGACGUCCAGGAAAACGAUCGCACCUACAUAUUAUGCACUCACCGCAUAGUUAAAAACUUUCUGGAGCUUCCCGUACUCUGGCUCAUACACCUACAACGGCUCACUGCUGGUUCUGAUUUUCUAUGUUCCUUUUUGUUUGAGUUCCCUGUUGUGCCAUGUUUCUUUUUGUUGUUGUUCCAGUGCAGCUAAGUCGCUACUGCUGUUCUCGGAACACUCGGUAGCAUGCGAACACUAAACUUAGCACUGUCUGAUAAAGGCUCCUGUAACGAAUACAGUUAAAGGUGUCACAGCUCAGGAGCGCUGUGUUGGUGAACAUGGGUGCGCUAAGGACGUUUGGUGCAGUUCACGUCUAUUCUAGUUAUUUAAGGACAUCUCAGUCUUGGAGUCCUUACAACGAUUUCGAGAUGGAACGAUGGGGGUAACGUUGCGACGUAAUAUAUAGCUACACACUAGGAAACGUUAGAUAAUGUGACGAAUCGGUUUAUGCCCAUUUUAGGAAGCGCAAUGGCUGCCUCAAAACAAAGGAAGAUACGUCACAGCAUUUCGGGUGUUCUUCUACAGUAAACCAUAUAUGUUCAUUUUCGUUAGAUGAGCUGUGUUUUCGCUUCUGCUUCUGCAAGAAAUACGCGCGAAAUAAAAACGAGUCUCAACAAAC
This is a messenger RNA of Dermacentor andersoni, 3553 nucleotides long. Its product is annotated as solute carrier family 4 member 11-like. Gene Ontology annotation, biological process: monoatomic anion transport; transmembrane transport; monoatomic ion homeostasis. Gene Ontology annotation, molecular function: solute:inorganic anion antiporter activity. Gene Ontology annotation, cellular component: plasma membrane; basolateral plasma membrane. The record is from RefSeq and is a predicted model, not a curated record. Lineage: Eukaryota; Metazoa; Arthropoda; Arachnida; Ixodida; Ixodidae.